AUGGACCCUUAUCUGGGCAUCUUCUUCCUCACUCCCUUCUUCCAAUCCUGCUGUGCCUGGUCAGUGAAUAAUUUCCUGAUGACGGGCCCCCAGGCCUACCUCAUCUACUCCAGCAGCGUGGCAGCCGGGGCGCAGAGCGGCAUCGAGGAGUGCAAGUUCCAGUUUGCCUGGGACCGCUGGAACUGCCCCGAGAGGGCCCUGCAGCUCUCCAGCCACGGCGGGCGGGGCACAAACCGAGAAACCGCUUUUGUCCAUGCCAUCAGCUCUGCGGGCGUCAUGUACACGCUGACCCGGAACUGUAGCCUGGGGGAUUUUGACAACUGUGGCUGCGACGACUCCCGCAACGGGCAGCUGGGGGGGCAAGGCUGGCUGUGGGGAGGCUGCAGCGACAAUGUGGGCUUUGGGGAAGCCAUUUCCAAGCAGUUUGUGGAUGCCCUGGAGACUGGACAAGAUGCCAGACCUGCCAUGAACCUGCACAACAACGAGGCGGGUAGAAAGGCCGUGAAAGGGACCAUGAAGCGGACGUGCAAAUGCCAUGGCGUGUCGGGGAGCUGCACCACCCAGACAUGCUGGCUGCAGCUGCCCGAGUUUCGGGAGGUGGGCACUUACCUCAAGGAGAGGUACCACAAAGCCCUGAAGGUGGACCUACUGCAGGGUGCAGGGAACAGCGCUGCCAGCCGCGGUGCCAUCGCUGAGACCUUCAGCUCCAUCUCCAAGAAGGAGCUGGUCCACUUAGAAGACUCUCCUGACUACUGCCUGGAGAACAAGACGCUGGGCCUGCUGGGUACGGAGGGCAGGGAGUGCCUGAAGAGGGGCAAGGCACUCAGCAAGUGGGAGAAGCGGAGCUGCCGGCGGCUGUGUGGGGACUGCGGGCUGGCAGUGGAGGAGAGACGAGCCGAGAUGGUGUCCAGCUGCAACUGCAAGUUCCACUGGUGCUGCGCCGUGCGGUGUGAGCAGUGCCGCAAAAGGGUCACCAAGUACUUCUGCGUCCGCAAGGACAAGCGGGAACGGAGCGGGGGCAUCGGGGCCAACCGCAAGCUCAAGAGAAAGCUCUGA
Molecule: messenger RNA, 1056 nt
Organism: Opisthocomus hoazin
Lineage: Eukaryota; Metazoa; Chordata; Aves; Opisthocomiformes; Opisthocomidae
Source: RefSeq, a predicted model, not a curated record